Quercus lobata is the source of this 1633-nucleotide messenger RNA. RefSeq names its product Pentatricopeptide repeat (PPR) superfamily protein. The transcript has a single exon. The record is from RefSeq and is a predicted model, not a curated record. NCBI's taxonomy places the organism in Eukaryota, Viridiplantae, Streptophyta, Magnoliopsida, Fagales, Fagaceae. Gene Ontology annotation, molecular function: protein binding. Bases 105 to 1304 code for a protein of 399 amino acids.
CCUGCGUUGGUUAGAGAUGAAAUAAACCACUAGAAGGCUAGAAGCCACAAACAACAAAAGACUCAGAAGUGAGAAGAACCCAGCCUUUUCAUUAGAGAAAAACAAUGAUUCUGCGUAGAAGGACCCUUUUGGCUUACAAUAAAAAUGCAAUCUUUCACUCUCUCUCAACUCAAUCAACAACCGUCCAAACCCCAUAUCGUAAAACUCCAAUACCACCCCAAGAUUCUGAUACUCUCAACAAACUCAACCACAAAGACUGGUUAGCACCAUGUGAGGUUUUGAAAAUUACCAGUGCAAUCAAAAACCCCACUUCGCUCAUCACAUUCUUGGACCAGUACUCUAAACGAAAAGACUAUAAACCCAAUGAAGCUCUUUACACUUUGGUCAUCAACAAGCUUGCUCAGGCCAACAUGUUUGAUGCCAUUGACUAUGUUAUGCAAAGAAUCAAUGCCGAAAGGCAUUGUUGUCGGUUAUCUGACGAGUUUUUCUAUAAUGUUAUCAAGAUUUACGGCAAUGUUGCUUGUCGAACAAGCAAAGCAAUCGAUACCCUUUUCGAUAUGCCAAAGUAUAAUUGCUGGCCUAGUGUGAAAACCUUUAACUUUGUGCUCAAUAUGCUUGUUUCGGCGAAACUGUUUGAUGUUGUUCAUGAUGUGUAUAUGCGUGCUCCUCAGUUGGGUAUUGAGAUUGAUGCUUGUUGUCUUAACAUACUCAUCAAAGGGUUGUGCGAGUGUGGGAAAUUGGAGGCCGCACUCUACGUGCUUGAUGAAUUUCCUAAGCAAAGGUUGAGGCCAAAUGUGAGGACAUAUUCGACACUAAUGCACGCAUUGUGUGAUAAUGGGAAGGUAGGGGAAGCAUUUGGUUUGUUUGAGAGGAUGGAAAAGGAAGGGAUUUAUCCAGAUACGAUCACAUACAAUAUUUUGAUAUCAGGGCUUAGGAAAGAAGGGAGAGUUGAAGAGGGUAUGGAGCUUUUAGAGAGAAUGAAGUACAAAGGGUGUUAUCCGAAUGCAGGAUCUUAUCAGGAGGUUUUGUAUGGAUUACUUGAUACCAAGAAGUUUGUUAAAGCAAAGGAGUUUAUGGGUAGGAUGAUCUUGGAGGGUCUAAGUCCAAGUUUCAUGUCUUACAAGUUAUUGAUUCAGGGGCUUUGCAAGGACAAGUUAUUUGGUGAUGUGGAUUGGGUAUUGAAGCAGAUGGUGCAGCAAGGUUUUGUUCCAAAGAUGGGGAUUUGGAAGCGGAUUCUCAGAAGUAUGUUUCCAGGAAAGAACCGAGAUAGCAGUAUUUCUUUUGAGGAAAUUGUAGGGAAUUAGCUAAUUUGAAAAUCAUGAGCGUUGUGGUGAAAAGAGCAUGAUCUCAUCAUGAUUUUGCAUACACAAUAUGGUCCUUUAGAGAGUUCUAGUUACAGAACUGCUACCAACAACACAGAGGAAAUUGCACAACUAGCUGUAAGGAAAACAAACUACAUUGAUCCUUGAAUUGUAAGACUACACAACUGAAACAAGCUACAAGUUCAGUACACCUGAUGGCUACUACUAUGCACCUAUCUUUAAUCAAACCAUUUUUAUCCACACUUUUUUGCAAAGCUGCUGAGUCUGUACUUCGUCAAAAGAUAAGCUGCAGAAUGGAAUUUUUAUCCUUA